CUGAAAAUUUUCUGCUGUUCAACCCCGUCUGUCAGCAUCGCUCGUUAGCCUCCUACUUUCGCUCAUGAAUACGCUCGCUUGAAAAACUCUCGUCCAGGAUGUAUUUGCGCAUCGAAUUGCUCCUCGUUCUCGCAUGUCAGCUGGUGAUUGGCUUCGCCUUCGUAGUGCCUCCAUCGCUAAGCCAGCGUGAUGUCUCGCCCGACUUAACCUGCGGGAACACGGGGGCCGGGACAAAGGGUUACACAUGCUCUGACAACCUGUGCUGCUCCCAGUACGGCUACUGCGGAAACACUACGGAUUACUGCGCCACCGGCUGUCAGGAACAAUUCGGCCUGUGUAGCGGGUCCGGCGGCGACGGAAACGGAUCUGGUGACGACGGUGAUGGAGGGACCUCGCCGGAUCUAACGUGCGGGAAUACGGGAGCCGGAGAGCAUGGCUAUAUCUGCCCUACUGGCAUGUGCUGCUCUCAGUAUGGGUAUUGCGGUAACUCGACCGAUUACUGUGAUAUCGGAUGUCAAUCUGCAUUUGGAACGUGUUCGCCGGGUGGUGGUGGGGACGGUGGAAGUUCCGGCGAUGGGCGCUGCGGGCCUGAUUUCGACGACCAAGUUUGCGGUGCGACGGAAUGUUGCUCUCUUUCCGGAUAUUGCGGUACCACUUCAGACUACUGCAAUGCUCCGGACUGUCUCUUCGAUUACGGACCGGCUUGCGACGCAAAUAAGAUUCCUAGCGGCACCAAUACCUCGACAUUAUCCCGGUCUCCCCUCGGAAGCGUGGCGGUCGGCGGCGUGGGGAUUUACGACUGUCAGAGCGACGGUGAUGUGGCUCUGACUUUCGACGAUGGGCCUGGCCAGUACACAUCUGAGCUUCUGGACCUCCUAGCGCAGUAUAGCGCUAAAGCGACCUUCUUCAUCACCGGCAUUAAUAACGGCAAGGGUGAGAUCGAUAACGCGAGCCUCCAAUGGCCGUCCAUAAUUAAGCGCAUGCAUGCCGACAACCACCAGAUCGCGUCUCACACGUGGUCGCACGCCGAUCUAAGCGCCAUCACGUCAGCCCGGCGGCGGGAUGAGAUGAUCAAGAACGAGAUGGCGUUCCGCAACAUCCUCGGCUUCAUCCCGACGUACAUGCGGCCGCCGUACAGUUCGUGUACGAAGGCCAGCGGGUGCGAGGAUGACCUGGCCGCGCUGCGGUAUCACGUCAUAUACUUCGACCUUGACACCGCGGAUUACCUCAACGACUCGCCGGACUUGAUUCAGAAUUCCAAGGACAACUUUGACCAGUUUUUCGUGGGCCUGUCUCCUGACUCGGACGACGCCCUAGUUAUCUCGCAUGAUAUCCACGAGCAGACUGUGCAUAACUUGACCGAGUAUAUGCUCAAGGGUAUUCAGAGCCGGGGUUAUAAGGCUGUGACUGUAGGCGAGUGUCUUGGAGAUCCGGUUGAAAACUGGUAUAGGCAGCUUUAGUAGAUGGCGGCUUUCUAGGCCUCGCCUCUGGGUUUGUAUGUUGUAUUGGAGCAGAGGCUUGGACGUGGACCUUGGAUAUUAUUCUCCCUAUAUUAUUAAAGUUAAUUAUAUAUGUCGAUAUGUCUUAAUAGAGCUACUUAGCCAGAACAUCUCCAUAGCUGUCGGGUAAUAGGAGGAACGCGAUAUGAACUCUUCAACUUUGAUAUAAUAGAGCUUUGACUCCUAUCAAAGAAUGAGAGAUGCCUUAACUCUAAAGCUAUAGUCCAAAAUUUUGAGCUUGUGUACCUAAAGCAUUGAGAAAUGGGAAAGGGAAUAUUGCAGGCGCCUGUGGACCGUUUGGCUUUGGCUUAGGUUCGAAGCUUGUUUGCCUACUCCUUACAUGAGAGUUAUGGACAGCACUGGCCUCCACCAAUCGUCACCACUUCGGACCGUAUUUCAUUGCAUCCAGGAGUAGCC
Messenger RNA from Daldinia vernicosa, 1916 nucleotides. RefSeq names its product carbohydrate-binding module family 18. Gene Ontology annotation, molecular function: chitin binding; hydrolase activity, acting on carbon-nitrogen (but not peptide) bonds. Bases 99 to 1460 code for a protein of 453 amino acids. Gene Ontology annotation, biological process: carbohydrate metabolic process. The transcript has 4 exons. NCBI's taxonomy places the organism in Eukaryota, Fungi, Ascomycota, Sordariomycetes, Xylariales, Hypoxylaceae. The record is from RefSeq and is a predicted model, not a curated record.